CAGCUAGCUCCCACGGCCGGCAGUCUCAAAUACCCAACGCAUCAACGGCCCCCACCUCCCAACCAGCAAACGUGCUCCGCCUUGGAAUCCUUCAACUUCAAACGCACCGCGGAGAUUUCUUUCUCCUCUCGCGGAUAAAUCUCGGCUUUUGCCGUUGCUUCCUCCAUCCAUCUCCAUCCAUCCCCUGUUGCCUCGGCGAGCUACAGGCAGCGCCAUCUGCUGUGCGAGACUAGCUAUAGCUCUGUGUGAUCCUGUCUGCACCGGAAUGCGCGAUGGCGAGGCCUUUCGGCGGCUACCUCCGCCGCUGCUUCUGCUGCUCCUUCUUGCUGCCGGCGUCGCGCGCGGCCAGCAGACGACGGCGCCGCCGGUGGUGCCGGAUGCGCUCAACAACCUCACCAGAGACGUCGCCGACUACAUCUCCCACCGCUUCAGCUUCUGCGUCGCCGACCCGACGGAGGAUUGGAAUGAGGCCUUCAAUUACACCUCGGAUCUUGGAUUCGUGCAGAACUGCCUCGCGGAGACAAGAGGUGAUUUGGGAGGGCGUCUGUGCACACCGAACGAAGUGAAAUUCUACUUCUCGAGUUUGUAUGAUCGAAAAGGCGAAAAAAACCUCUUUCUGAAAACCAACAUAAACUGCAACAGAUCAUCUUGGGUUCAGGGCUGUGAGCCAGGGUGGGCUUGCUCUGUAGGUUCAGGCCCUAACCCCCAAGGCAAUAUUCCACCAAGAACUGCAAGUUGUCAGCCGUGUUGCGAAGGCUUCUUCUGUCCCCGUGGUCUUACAUGCAUGUUGCCUUGUCCAUUGGGAUCAUACUGUCCGCGUGCCACUGUGAACACAACCACUGGUCUUUGUGAUCCAUACAAGUAUCAGAUAACUCCAAAUACAACUGGCUGCGGGGGUGCUGACACAUGGGCUGAUUUUGGGAGCACUGAAGAGAUGUUCUGUCCAGCCGGUUACUACUGUCCAACACCAACAAAAAAGGAACCUUGUAGCGAAGGGCACUAUUGCAGACUGGGUUCCACCACUCAAGACAAAUGUAUCAUAAAGGGAUCCUGCAAGGAGAAGACAGAGAAUGAAAACAUUGUCAUUCUUGGUGGUUGUUUAGUGGGCAUGUUGUUUGUAUUUCUUCUGAUCAUAUACAACUGUUCAGGCCAGUUCCUGACUAUCCGCGAGAAACGGAAAGCGAGAUCGAGGGAGAAUGCUAUUCAGUUGGCACGUCAGCAGCUCAAAGCGCAUGAGGGAUGGAAGGCGGCGAAACGACUGGCGAGGAAGCAUGUCAAUGACAUGCAGAGUCAUCUCUCACGUACAUUCUCUCGUAGGAGAUCAUUCCGUCAGCAUCUGGACUCGGAGAAUUCUGGCCAUAGGUUGCAGGAAGCACCACUGUUUAUGAACCAGGAGUUGUCGGAUUCUGCUGCAUUUUCAGCUCAUCAGAGCACUGGUGAGAUAUCUGAAGUCAUGCCUUCAGUCGUUGUGGAUGUUAGCGAUGAUGGAGAAAUUGUUGCCGGCAAGGAUAGAUCUGCACCAAAAGGCAAGCACAGAUCAACACACACGCAGAUCUUCAAGUACGCAUAUGGUGAGAUCGAGAAGGAGAAGGUCAGGCAACAGGAGAACAAGAACCUGACCUUCACUGGAGUGCUCUCCAUGGUGUCAGAGCAGCAGAAGGAGAUAACAAGGCCUCUGCUCAAGGUUGAGUUCAAAGACCUGACCCUGUCACUUGGAAAGAAGAAGCUGUUGAGGUCUAUCAAUGGCGAACUCCGGCCUGGCCGUGUCACUGCCGUCAUGGGCCCAUCCGGGGCCGGCAAGACCACAUUCCUCAAUGCUGUUACAGGGAAGGUAGCUGGCUAUAAGGUGUCAGGUUCAGUUCUUGUCAAUGGGAGGCAUGACAACAUCCGUUCUUACAAGAAGAUCAUUGGAUUUGUUCCUCAAGAUGAUGUUGUUCAUGGGAAUUUAACAGUGGAAGAGAACCUUUGGUUCAGUGCAAAGUGCAGGCUCUCUGCGACAACGGCACACCGCCACAAGGUCCUCACUGUGGAGAGGGUCAUAGACUCCCUGGACCUUCAGGGAGUCAGAAGUUCAUUGGUUGGAACUGUGGAGAAGCGCGGGAUCUCUGGUGGACAGAGGAAGCGUGUCAAUGUGGGUAUUGAAAUGGUGAUGGAGCCAUCACUUCUGAUCCUGGAUGAACCAACCUCUGGCCUGGACAGCUCCUCUUCACAACUGCUCCUCCGAGCACUACGUCAUGAGGCGCUCGAAGGCGUAAAUGUUUGCGCAGUUGUUCAUCAACCGAGCUACACAUUGUACAACAUGUUUGAUGAUCUGAUACUUCUGGCAAAAGGAGGUCUAAUUGUUUACAAUGGUCCGGUCAAGAGUGUGGAGGAUUACUUCUCAACUCUUGGGAUCACUGUCCCUGAAAGAGUUAACCCACCAGAUCACUACAUUGACAUUCUUGAGGGCAUUGUGAAGCCUGAGUCAGGCAUCAAUGCGAAGCAUUUUCCAUUGCACUGGAUGCUCUACAAUGGCUAUGAAGUGCCAAAUGACAUGAAAGAUGAUCUCAAGGCAAUAGGUGAACAGAGACCACAUUUGGGGUCCAGCCCUUCAGCUGGAUCAACACCUCAUUGCCUUCCUCAUGUCAGGAAUGCUUUUGCUGAAGAGCGUGAUCGUAUCGAGCACCAUUUGUCUAAACCAAAGGAUUUGUCCAGCAGAAGAACACCAGGGGUGAUUAGACAGUACAAGUACUACCUAGGAAGGGUCACAAAACAGAGGUUGCGCGAAGCUAGGUUGCUUGCAGUUGAUUUUCUGAUACUAGGCCUUGCUGGGAUCUGUCUGGGUACUAUUGCAAAGCUCAGUGAUCCAAAUUUUGGGAUGCCUGGCUACAUUUACACCAUAAUUGCAGUUUCUCUGUUGUGCAAGAUUGCAGCACUAAGGUCGUUUUCACUUGAAAGAUUGCAAUACUUGAGGGAAAGAGAGUCAGGGAUGAGCUCAUUGGCAUACUUUCUUGCUAGGGAUACAAUUGAUCAUUUCAGCACGAUUGUGAAGCCGAUCGUUUACCUCUCCAUGUUCUACUACUUCAAUAAUCCAAGAUCUACAAUUACCGAUAACUAUAUCAUUCUCCUCGCACUUGUGUACUGCGUAACCGGUAUAGGAUACACUUUUGCUAUCUGCUUCAACCCUGGUUCUGCACAACUGUGUUCUGCAUUGAUCCCAGUUGUUCUGACUUUGUUAUCCACUCAAAAUAAUACCCCUGCAAUUCUCAAUAGAUUAUGCUAUCCAAAGUGGGCAUUAGAGGGUUUCAUAAUUGUAAAUGCAAAAAGGUAUCCUGGAGUUUGGCUUAUAACUCGCUGUGGGUUGUUGUUCAGAAGUCGUUUCGACAUUCAUCAUUACAUGCUCUGUAUUUUGGUUCUGUUUAUGUAUGGUCUGUUCUUCAGAAUUGUUGCAUUUGUGGCCUUGAUUUUAGUGAAGAAGAGAUGAGCAGAGGGCAAUUGCACCAACUUUUCACAUUUGAUUCUUUCAUUAUUUUGUACAGUUGUAAAUCAGUUUUGAUACUACAGAUGAAAUAUAGAGAAUACUUCACUUGCGUGUCCU
Oryza sativa Japonica Group (Japanese rice) is the source of this 3577-nucleotide messenger RNA. RefSeq names its product ABC transporter G family member 25-like. Lineage: Eukaryota; Viridiplantae; Streptophyta; Magnoliopsida; Poales; Poaceae. The record is from RefSeq and is a predicted model, not a curated record. Gene Ontology annotation, molecular function: ATP hydrolysis activity; ATP binding; ABC-type transporter activity. Gene Ontology annotation, cellular component: membrane. Gene Ontology annotation, biological process: transmembrane transport.